This is a messenger RNA of Epithele typhae, 1119 nucleotides long. RefSeq lists its product as uncharacterized. The coding region runs from base 1 to 1119 and encodes 372 amino acids. The record is from RefSeq and is a predicted model, not a curated record. NCBI's taxonomy places the organism in Eukaryota, Fungi, Basidiomycota, Agaricomycetes, Polyporales, Epitheliaceae. The transcript is spliced from 3 exons.
AUGCCGCCAGGAAACCCAAAUGGCCCCGAAUUAAUUUGGGACCGGAUCCCAAGCAUCCAGAUCCGACGGGCCCCAGAAGGCGGCCUCGGCGACGAGACCGACCAGCGCUGCUUCACCUACUGCACGCAGUCCGUCGGCGGCCGCCUCGACGGCGCGCCCCCGCGCUGCCGCUCGAUCUGCUUCCGGCGCGUCUUCCCGCACGAGCUCGGGCACAUCAAGAGCAUCCACCGCACCGAGACCGUCGAGCGCCGCGGGGCCCACUCGCACGUCUCCAUCCGCCGCAAGCUCGCGUGGUCCCCCGCGGACUGGCCGCUCCCGCCCGAGGGCCAGCGGCACGACGGCCUGCUCGACGCGAUGCUCGGCCGGUGGCGCGGCCGGCGCGAGCACGACGGCGACGACGACGCGGACCACGACGGGCUCGGGCCCGGCGACACGCGCCGGGGGCCUAAGAUGUGGCGCGAGGGGUGGUACCUCUGGUGGACGCGGGACGCGGACGAGGUCCGGAAGCAGCUCGUCGGGAUGCAGCAGUCGGUCGAGUUCCAGGCGCAGACGAGGGAAUUCAUGGAGACGACGAACAGGGAGUGGGCGAUCAUGGCGACGCGCAAGUGGGUCGCGGACCAGUCCGUGUCGAAGCAGGAGCGCACGCGCCGGGCUGCUGUCGAGCUCUUUGAGAGAGUUAUCGGCCCGCGGAUGGAGGGAGGCCCGGAGGAAGACCAGGGCGACCGUCAAAGGGGUGAUCCACCUUUCCCAGAUACGAGCGAACAUUCAGUCUUGAUACCCUUCCCCUUCCCGUCCAUGGACAUCCCCGACAUCUUCGGACCCGCACGGAGAACGCUCGAGCCCUCGAAACGCGUGCUCUCCCUCACGCACGGGAAGUUCGAGUCUGGAGAGAUGCGGGAGUUCGGCAGGCGAGUGUUCGAGAAAGCGAAGUCGGACGAACCGUGGCGCCUCGCCGCUUUUGCGUGGAGGCGGACGUGGGACAUCCUCCUCAAGGACAAGCCCGCUGGAGACGAUGACGACGACGACCCCCUCGGAAAGGGGCGGAGAGAAGAGGUGAUAAAGCGAGUGGUGGUGGGCUUGCUUGGCUUGCGCUUGCUGGGAAUCGUCGCUGGGUUAUAG